GGUUCCAUCCCAUUACAUCGUGAGAGAUUGGUCCAAGAACAAAGAAGCCAUUCAUGAAUCAGACAACUCGAGCAUUCCGCCCAAGCACAACAUGUACGGAUUACUACUUCAGAACAUGGCCGAGUAUAUCAUCAAAGUCUAUGGAGACAAGCAGUGGCAAGAGAUCAAGACCUCAUUAAAGAUCGAUCGGAAUGAAUUUGCCACUGGAGACACAUUUCCUGAAGGUCAAUUGAUCAAAAUGGGAAAGAAGGCCCUGCAGGUUCUGCAAAUCAAAGAUGAAGAGUUUUACGAGGGCAUGGGUGUCUAUUUCAUUGAGCUCACUCGUAACCUCGGCUACGGAGUGUUUCUGCAAAAUCUAGGAAGAUACAUUCGAGAUUUCCUGUUGAAUUUGGACAAUUUUCACGAUUAUCUCAAAUUCACGUUUCCUCGAAUGAAGGCCCCUUCAUUUUUCGUGGAGGAUGAAACCGAGAAAAGCAUCAAAUUGCAAUAUCGAAGCAAGAGAAGAGGGUUUCAUUACUACGUUCAAGGCCAGAUAAAAGAGAUUUCCAAAAAGUAUUUUGGCCACCGAAUGGAUAUCCAACUAAAGAAGCAGGAGGUAGUUUUUGACACUGUCAUUUGCACCUUUGACCUCUUCUUUGACAACUCUCCGUAUUCUGAAUGGAUCCAAACGGGCGUGGAGAGGAAAGAGUCCAGCUUGCCAAUCAGGGCGGCCAUGAUUUUUGAAAUGUUCCCGUUCUGCAUUUUGUUCCAAAAAGAUCUCACGGUGACUUGUAUGGGCGUGGCGCUGCAGCAAGUGAUUCCUGGGAUCGUGGGUAAGCGCAUCACAUCCUACUUCGAGUUGGUCAAGCCCCUCAUCGAGUUCAAAUUCGACACCAUCCAAACUCGAACGAAUAACAUGUUUGAGUUGGCCACAUCUGAAGAGAUCGACAAGUUGGGCAAGUCCGCCAAAAGUUCCGGAUCCGGCCGGUUCACGGACGAAAUCUUCCUUGGAGAAGAUGUGGACAAGACGCUUCACAUCAAGGGUCAGAUGAUCUUCAUUCAAGAGUGGCAGCAAAUGUUGUUCUUGGCUUGUCCAAUGAUGAACGCCCUCAACAAUCUGGUCUGGACCGGAUUAUUUGUCAACGACUUAAGCAUGCACGAUUAUUCCCGAGAUAUCAUGCUGGCCACAAGUCAAGAACAGAUUGAGAUGAGAAUGGCGUUGAAUGCGGCCGAGGUGAAAGCCAAUGCACUGAACACGCAACUGAAGAAGUUAGACGAAAUCCAGCAGAAAACCGAUGAACUCCUUUACCAGAUGAUCCCCAAAUCUAUUGCCGACAGAUUACGGAAGGGCGAGGAUACGAUGUCCACAUGUGAGGUGUUCUCGUCGGUGACCAUGCUUUUUUCGGACAUUGUGGGCUUCACCACCAUUUGCUCACGAUUGGAACCGGCUCAGGUGGUGGUUUUCUUGAACAACCUCUACACGCUCUUUGACUUCUUGGUGGAUCAGAACUCCGUGUACAAAGUAGAAACCAUUGGUGAUGCAUAUUUAAUUGUGUCCGGCUGUCCAGUCAAAUCCACCAACCAUGCUCUCAAGAUUUGCGAUAUGGCUUUCGAUAUGAUGGAUGGGAUCGCGGUCAUGAAAGAUCCUGGCACUGGACAGGCCGUCGAGAUGAGAAUUGGGUGCCAUACCGGAUCCGUUGUGGCAGGCAUUGUCGGCCUCAAGAUGCCUCGAUACUGCUUAUUCGGACUGAAUGUGGCGCUCACCGAGAAACUCGAGUCCAAUUCUAAGCCCAUGAGGAUCCACAUUUCGCAACCCUGCAAGGAUCUGUUACCACCCCAAUAUCGGACGGAGUUGCGUGAGGAUCCCGAGGUCACGCAAAAGGUCGGCGGGAUGAACAGCUACUUUCUCACCACCAAGGAUGGCCGCAAGACCCUAAAGGCUGAUGUGCUCAAGGCUUUGAUGCCCACAGACGCAGAGUUGCCCAAAUUAGAAGGCCACGGACAGAGCGGUGUGGAGCCCAAUGCCCAGGGCGACAAUCCCGAUGGCGCUGCUGACAAUGGGGGAGAGGAGGACGCUGGGGAUGACGAGGAUUCUGGCAUGGAUGAUCGGGAAUCUUUGUUUGCGGCUGGCUUUGAAGGUCGCCGGGUGUCCACUGCCCAAGGGCCCUAUUGUGGCGGGUUCCAAAACUCGGGCGUGUGUACCAUAGUUUGAGUCAUAAUGUGUAUUAAGAUAAAUAACUUAGACAAGAGGAUCAAUACAAAAUCAAGCGAAGGUUCGUUUG
Tigriopus californicus is the source of this 2261-nucleotide messenger RNA. Its product is annotated as soluble guanylate cyclase 88E-like. Lineage: Eukaryota; Metazoa; Arthropoda; Copepoda; Harpacticoida; Harpacticidae. The record is from RefSeq and is a predicted model, not a curated record. The transcript is spliced from 11 exons. Gene Ontology annotation, biological process: cGMP biosynthetic process; response to oxygen levels; nitric oxide-cGMP-mediated signaling. Bases 92 to 2191 code for a protein of 699 amino acids. Gene Ontology annotation, cellular component: guanylate cyclase complex, soluble. Gene Ontology annotation, molecular function: oxygen sensor activity; heme binding; guanylate cyclase activity.